AUGGAGGGUCUCUUCUUUAAUGUGGACAAUGGCUGCCGAUGGAUAUAUGUGUUAUCCCUUGAUGACAGUGAUCGUCAUGAUAGCUUGCGGUGUGCUACGGCUGACCAUGUAAAUACAGACGUCAAGCUCCAGCUUGGCCCAUCAUACGGCGAUUUUCUGGCUGCUCUUCCCCCGAAUCCCUCUACAUCUGCUCUAGCUGGUAAAGCCACAGAUAAACUUGUUGCUGAAUUCCGCUAUCUGCAGGCACAAGCCAGUGGCUCGACGGCCAAGUUUAUGGAAUACCUUACCUAUGGGUACAUGAUUGAUAACAUCGCACUUCUCAUCACCGGUACUCUUCACGAGCGAGACACCCGGGAGCUCCUGGACAGAUGCCACCCACUUGGCUUCUUUGAGACAAUGCCAGUUCUAUGCGUGGCAACCAAUAUCGAAGAAUUGUAUAACUCUGUCCUUAUCGAAACACCCUUAGCUCCAUACUUCAAGGGCAGCCUGAGCCAUCAGGAUCUGGAUGAACUAAACAUCGAAAUCAUCCGAAAUACUCUAUACAAGAAUUAUCUGGAGGACUUCUACCGGUUUAUCAACACUGACCCCGAGCUUAAAGACUCUCCUACCUCCCAAGUCAUGUGUGAAGCACUAGAGUUUGAGGCCGAUCGUCGGGCAAUCAACAUCACUCUCAACUCGUUCGGCACUGAACUCUCCAAAUCCGAGAGGAAAAAGCUAUACCCAGAGUUUGGCAAGUUGUAUCCCGAAGGCUCUUUGAUGCUUUCUCGCGCAGAUGACCUCGAGGGUGUCUCUCUCGCAGUGACAGUAGUUGCCGAUUACAAAGCCUUCUUUGACACUGUUGGUCUGAACCAGUCCGGGUCUGGCGCUGGAAGCGAAGGCAAGAGCUUGGAAGACCUUUUCUACCAGAGAGAGAUGGAAUUGUUGAAGCUGGCAUUCACUCGCCAGUUCACUCCGGCUAUAAUAUACGCCUGGGUCAAAUUGCGAGAACAGGAUAGGGAACUAUAUAAGCGUACUUUAAGUGUCCUUUGUUUCUUUGAGUUAUUUAUAUCUGAUAUUGCUGGAGUUUUUGAUAAUGCUGAUUCGGAGUAUAUCUCUUCCAUGUCGCCAUAA
Trichophyton benhamiae CBS 112371 is the source of this 1110-nucleotide messenger RNA. RefSeq lists its product as uncharacterized. The record is from RefSeq and is a predicted model, not a curated record. Gene Ontology annotation, biological process: vacuolar acidification; proton transmembrane transport; vacuolar transport. Lineage: Eukaryota; Fungi; Ascomycota; Eurotiomycetes; Onygenales; Arthrodermataceae. The transcript has 3 exons. Gene Ontology annotation, cellular component: vacuolar proton-transporting V-type ATPase complex; fungal-type vacuole membrane; proton-transporting V-type ATPase, V0 domain. The coding region runs from base 1 to 1110 and encodes 369 amino acids. Gene Ontology annotation, molecular function: proton-transporting ATPase activity, rotational mechanism.